AUGAUACGGUGGUCGACAUUCGUUGUGCUGUGUAGCACCACCAUUGCCAUACUAUUAUCUUUAAUUUUAAACACAUUGUGUGUCAAUGCACAAACUACACCUCUUAGUGCCCUUGAAUUGAAUUCUUGCUAUUGGUUAAAUAGACAGUAUGGACUAGGUUUAGUAGAAAGCGAACAAGAUGUUUGCGGAUCUGGUUAUUUCAAUUGUUCAGUUAUUGGUAAUCAAUAUUAUAUAACAACAAUAUUAAUUGAACCAUCAACAUAUGUUACUCCAUCAUCACAACCAAAUAGCAUUCUAGUAUUUGUGUUUCCACAAUUGACCUCGUUCCAAGUAGAACCCAUUUCAGUUACAGAUGUCAACCAAAAUAUCCUUGAUCGAUUAAAAUCAUUACCAAAUCUAUCACUCAUUACGAUUGAUGGUGAUGAUUCAUUAGUUAUAGUACCAGAAGAUUUCCCAACUGGAAUGCCAUUAUUAAAUAGAGUGAAUCUCUAUAAUAAUCCACUUUUAUCGAUUCCAACCUAUUUCAAUAACUCUAAUCUAGACUACUUUUCAGUGUACACACCAACCGUUCAAACAAUGAAACUCGACGAUACAUUGAAUCUCCCACUAUUGAGUCACAUUGAUAUGGAUUUCAAUCCACUUUUGGAACAAACCUAUGUCAUCUCACCAACUUCACUUCCCAAGUUACAAUACUUGAGUUUAUACUCUAAAGGUGCUGCAUUGGUCAAUGUUCAAAUUAAAAAUAGAAUUACUGAUAUAAUUAAAUUAGAUUCAGAUAAUAAUGGAUACAUUCUAAAUAUUGAUCAACCAGAUGCAGUCGUUGAAAUAUUACUAGCAGGAAGAGGAUCAAACUUUUUCCCAACUGAUUUGGGUUUGUUUACAAGUAUUACAAAGUUUUCAUUGAAAAAGUCAGAGUUGACUGAUUAUCCAAUUGUAACAGGUUUCCCAACUACAUUAACAAAUUUAAAUUUUAGUGGAUCACUAUUUAAAAGUAUUCCAGAUGUAAUUUUACCAAGAGGAUUAAGAGAAUUGGGAUUACCAUCAAAUUUAAUUGAUCAACCUAUUCAAUGGACCGUUUUUUCAGAUUUGGAUGAUGGUUUUAUUUUAAAUGUUGAAGAUAAUCCAAAUCUUUCUGGUACUGUUCCAGAAUCAUUCUGUAAUCAUAAGCUCAGAUCAAGAAAUACAUCCCUCCUCUCAUUACCAGCUUGCUUUAUGUGUUAUAUUGGUGACCCUGAUAUUAUUACAACUUCUGUUCCUGCUCCUACAUCAUGUGAUUUAACAUUUAAUACAACAGAUUUAGUAACAAUAUUUAACAAGACAACGAUUGGCGGAUAUGCAUUGGGGUGGGGUAAUAGUGAGAGUGGAUUAGAGGUAAUCAAACCAAACGAAGUUUUAUUGUACACUUCUACUGAUCCGGUUGUUGGACCAAAGAAAACAAUCAACCUUUCAUUCAAUGCAAAAAUACCACUACUUACAUUCCCAUUCACAGUCAUUGAAGCUGGUAUCACACUUUCUGGCUCGAAUGCAUUCACUGUAAACACACAAGGUAUUUUAUUAAACAUUGGAGCCACCGUGUUUAAUAGAUACAUGCCUCACAAUUUUAAAUUGCUUGGACACCCAAAUACCGUUUGUACUUUUGUCAAUAUUACUACCGAUGGAAAUGCUCAUUGUCAAAUCAAAGGAAUUAUUCCAAAUGGUCCAUUAACCGUUAAUAUUUCAAAUCCCUAUUACAAUGCCAAUGCAUUACUAAGUAUAAAUCUUGUUCCAAGAGAUAUAUGUACAUUUGAAACAUCACAAUGUGCUGGAAAUGGUAAUUGUGAUGAUGGUGGAUUGUGUGUUUGUAACAAACCAACCUUUUAUAAUAAUUGUUCAAAACCAUAUCCAGUUGCUUCAUCUGGCUCGGUUGAGGGAUCCAAUCAAACUUUGAUCAGUUUAUUUGGUGAUUUUGGUAUAUUUGGUCAACAAAACCCAUCGGUUUUGAUCAACGGUACCAUGAGUUGCACGGUCACUAGUAAAUCCCAAUCGUGGAUAAACUGCACUCUUGCCAGUACCCCAACUACAUUUGGAUAUGCCUAUGUCAAUGUCACUGUCGAUUCACUGCCAUUCAACAGUCCUGCCAAAGUAUUGUAUUUCGUUCCUCCUCCACCACCUGCCACCAAUCUCCUACAAAAAUGUAUAGACGAUACUAGAAAUUGUUAUGGUCACGGUCAAUGCCAAGACAAUGGCAAAUGUAUCUGUCAAUUAAAUUAUAAUCCAGAUGAUUUUUGUUAUACUCAAUUUGCAAAUGCAUCAAUUGAUGUAAAUACAACAUCACCAACUACAUCAUUUGAUGUGAAUGGAGUUGAUUUUAGUUUUGAAAUCAUUGCUAUUCAAGAGAUUGAUAUGGAGGGUGGUAUAUUGAAAGAGUUGCUCACUGAGAGUUGGAACGCCAAUAUUACAAGCAAUACCACAUUGACAACAGCCAUCUACGCACUUAAUAUUACAGACACGGACAAGGAAACUAUGUUGUUGGGUAAUACUGACAUUUCAGCCGUGAUUUCAUUUUCUUCACAGGCACGUGUCAUCCGAUUCGGUAACCAGGAUCUUAAUAUUGGCGCCAACUCGAUUAAGCUAUCGGUUAAUAUCACCAACUGGCAAUACUCUUCUAAUUUGGCAACACUACGAGUUGUCUUUCAAACCAUUGUCAAUGAGGAACAAUUGAUUCAGGUCGAUUGUCAAGACAAGGAGGUGGAGUCAUUCACCAACAAUGAAAUAUCGUCAUCACUACAGUACUUGCGUGUCGUCAAGGACAAUGUUCAAUUCAACGGUCGAUUCAUCGACUAUGUCUUGUCGGAUGGACAUCAGGCCAUUUCAACCACCUAUCUCAUCAAUCAAACUUCGCUGGGUCAAGGACAAUCCCUUGCAGUGCUCGGAAUCACCAUGCCACUCUGUGCAGAGUGUAUUCUCGAUCCCGACUUUACACCACUCCUGAUUGACAAGGGUGAUGACCAAUGUGACCAAACCGACUCGAAAACUUGGAGAAUUAUAGUUGGAGCCGUAGUAGGAGGUGUUGGUCUAGUAUCCCUUUCCGUCGGUGCUGUCAUUGUCAUUAAAAAGAAAAGAAAUAGUGAUAGAUCAAGUAAAGAAAUGAAACGUAAAUUAGAUAGAUUUGCCUAA
Molecule: messenger RNA, 3156 nt
Organism: Cavenderia fasciculata
Lineage: Eukaryota; Evosea; Eumycetozoa; Acytosteliales; Cavenderiaceae
Product: notch-like protein
Exons: 10
Coding region: 1-3156 (1051 amino acids)
Source: RefSeq, a predicted model, not a curated record